Molecule: messenger RNA, 738 nt
Organism: Pelobates fuscus (common spadefoot toad)
Lineage: Eukaryota; Metazoa; Chordata; Amphibia; Anura; Pelobatidae
Gene: TRAPPC1
Product: trafficking protein particle complex subunit 1
Exons: 5
Coding region: 86-523 (145 amino acids)
Biological process (GO): endoplasmic reticulum to Golgi vesicle-mediated transport
Cellular component (GO): TRAPP complex
Source: RefSeq, a predicted model, not a curated record
AGGAAGGCGUGUCUCCCAGGCGGAAGUGGGUGGGCGUGGUUUGUACCCAGGAAGUGCUGUGAGUCCCUGGAAGGCACAGGGAGAGAUGACGAUCCAUAACCUGUACAUAUUUGACAGGAAUGGCAUUUGCCUUCACUACAGUGAAUGGAAUCGAAAGAAACAGGCUGGAAUCUCAAAAGACGAGGAGUACAAGCUCAUGUACGGAAUGCUUUUCUCUAUCCGAUCUUUUGUGAGCAAGAUGAGUCCAGUUGACAUGAAAGAGGGCUUCCUCUCCUUUCAAACCAGCAAGUAUAAGCUACAUUAUUACGAAACACCAAGUGGCUUGAAGAUGAUCAUGAACACAGAUCUUAGUGUGGGGAGCAUUCGAGAGAUCAUGCAUCAGAUCUACAGCACGAUAUAUGUAGAAUACGUUGUGAAAAAUUCUCUCUGUUCUAUGAGCGAACCGAUUCAAAGCGAACUUUUCAAAUCCAAACUGGACUCUUUUAUCAGAAGCCUUCCUUUCUUCUCUGCUCGAGCUGGCUAAAGGAGACAUGGAUUUUACUGCACACUUCAUAUUCAUGCCUCAAUCCACAUUAUUUCCUUAUGUUUCAUUCACAUUCUUCUGACUCACACAGUAAAUAAGAGAAUUCCUAUUGUAUUUCUUUUCUAGGAAGCUCUGGAAACUGCAAGGUUAGUUUAUAAAUAUAUGGACAUUAUCAAAAAAACCUCCCUGUUUAUUACAAUAUCGGAGAUUCUUCA